AUGGACUACGUCUACAUGUCCGGUGGUGAUCCCGGUAAUCCGCGCGCUGAAGACAUCAUUACGCUGACAAUGUACGAUAACGAUCCGAAUGGUGUGGUCCAGGAGUUUCCGGAUGCGGCAGAAUACGGUGCAUUCAACAUCGGUUCCUCCGAGGCAGAGUUCAUCGAGCACGGUAUGAUCUUGGCGGAUGGAGGUGAUCGAUACGGUGUGUCCACCGUAUGUUUCGAUACGCAGGAGGAACUGAUCUGGAUGGGCAACCAAGGUGGUCACGUAACGUCCUACUUCGGCAGCGCGAUGCAAAAGUACACCUCGUUCCAGGUACAUGCAAACGAAGUCGUACGGCAGAUAGCGACAAUCGAUUCGGGUAUUCUAGCACUCACACCGACCACCUUAAGACAUCAGAUUCGACGAGGUUUGCCGAAAUUUACAUUUAGAUCGGAACGGAUGGUAGAUAUGGUAUGUAUGAUCGAGCACGCACCCGCCCGCCUGCUGAUGGGAGGCCAUCAGAGCGAUCUGAUCGAACUGGACAUCGCUACGGUAGCCGAACUGACCAGUGUUGUUGCAGGUGUGAAUGGAUGUGCUAUCUUGCGGCGUCAUUCCCGGUACCUUUGUGCCGGUGAUGCUUACGGGAAGAUAACGCUGCUCGAUCCAAACAGCCUCGCGAUCGAGCACGAGCUCUCAACACACUCCGGCAGUUUGUCAGAUUUCGACGUGCAAGGAAACUACCUUAUAUCGUGUGGGUUGAGCGGUCGCCAGGGUAACCUUACGAUAGAUCGCUUCCUGAUGGUGUACGAUAUGCGCAUGCUGCGAUUAGUUUCACCCAUUCAGGUGUUGGUAGAACCACAGCUACUGCGCUUCCUGCCUUCACACUACUCUCGAUUAGCCGUGGUAUCGCCGCAGGGACAACUCCAGCUCGUGGACACGGUGGAACUGAGCGAGCCACGCGUUUGUAUGUUCCAGAUCAAUACCAGCGGUUCACAAUGUCUCUCCUUCGACAUUAGCGGAACCAGCCAGGCGAUGGCAUUUGGUGAUCAAUCCGGUCACAUAAACCUUAUUUCGGCAGCAAAAAUAAACACACCAACGUUGCAGUUUAAUCCGUACUCACGCGACACCGAGUUUGCAGAUACGAUUGAACCGGCGACACCAUUUGUACCGAUUACGGACACAAACUUCCCACUGUCAUCGGUGCUGCUGCCACAUCUGACAACUGGAGACCGUUGGCUAAGCGAUUGGCCACCAUGGAUGAAUACGUACGAACAUUGGCGAGCGAAGGCGAUCGAACCGGUGGUAAUCGGUACGAUGAAAAUGCAGGGCCCGAUCGGCUACGCACCAAAUCCGAGGACGGGCUUGCGCAAUCAAAUUCCCUAUCUGCUGGACGGUUCGAAUGGCACUUUGGCCACCGGUUCGGCGACAUCCGCAUCCCACGGUUCCGCUGCCACUAAAGGUGGUACUGGUUCGGAACAACAGGGCAUAAAGCUGGUCCCGCGCCGAUAUCGUAAAGUGGAGGUAAAAUAUAGUAAACUCGGCACUCAGGAUUUUGACUUUGAGCAUUACAACCAGACGGGAUUUGUAGGGCUCGAAGCAAACCUUCCGAAUGCGUACUGUAACGCGAUGCUGCAGGUGCUAUACUUUAUCAUUCCGCUGCACAAAGCCAUCCUGGCACACUGUUGCACGAAGGAAUUUUGCCUAUCGUGUGAACUUGGCUUCCUGUUCCAUAUGCUCAACGUGGGAAGCUCCAGUUCGCCAUGCCAGGCGAGCAAUUUUCUGCGCUCCUUUCGCACCGUACCGGAAGCAGCUGCCCUCGGGCUGAUCCUUUCGUCCAACAGUGCGAAUGUGAAUUUGAUCAGUUUGAUACAGAACUGGAAUCGGUUCGUGCUGCACCAGAUCCACUCCGAGCUGCUCGAGGCGAUGAAGAAGAAUGAAACGAUGCACUUUUACGAGCACGGUCAACAUUCACAACAUCACUCGUUGGAGCAGGAUAGUGUGCAACGGUUUCAAAUUCUCAACUUAGGCAACGGGACAUCAACGGCAACGAGUCAACCGCAAACAACAGCGGGAAACCCAGUACCGGAGGAAUCGGAAAUUGGACGUUUAUUUGGCACGCAGCAACAAACGACUCACCGAUGUAACAAAUGCAAUACAACGCGCGUGAAGGACAAUGUGCUGCUCGUUUGCAGUUUACUCUACCCAACCGCAACUACCAACAACGUCGAAGGAACAUUUGGAACCAUUUUAAAACACUCCCUUGGGGUGGAAAAAACAACACCCGCCUGGUGCGAAACGUGCAACAAGUUUACUCCGACGAAUCAAAAAUCACGCGUAACCGAUCUACCCGCAAUACUUUCUAUCAAUUGCGGUCUGGACAACGAGAAAGAGCUGGAAUAUCUGAAGCGUCAAAUGACCCGAUCAACAGGUGCACAAGCUUCACCCAGCCAGUCAGGGCAAGGUACAACGACCGCGGCCGGUGCAACCGGCGAUCAAUCAACAGUGACGUUUAAUGGGUCCGGCACGGGCACAAAAAUGUGCCGAUACGGAACGAACUGUUCACGGGUCGAUUGUCAUUUCGCUCAUCCAAGGAAAUCUUCUCCUUGUGUCAUAUCGGCCGCUACAUCCUCUUCUACAUCGGCUGCUGCGACACACGGUAUGCAAAAGUCUUGGUUCCCGCUCAGCUUCCAAAUGUCACUCGACGAACAGCAGAACCUUGACAUUAGUUCGUUACGGACCGCUUCGAAUGGUGAGCCGGUAAUACUAAAUGCUACUGCAGAGCACGAUGCGGAGCUGCAGAACUCGAGAGCAUUGGAUGCGGAAGGAAAGGAACAAAACACCGCAAAUGCAGAUUCUUCGGACGAUCUUGUUCGGGUAGAAACAAUCACCAAAACCUACAACCUGUCCGCAGUGGUUUGCUAUAUCAAUGAUGGUUCCCAGCGUAACCUUGUGUCUCUGAUACACGUGCCGGCCUGCUAUCAGGAGUUAAAGCAACCGGGAGAUUCCAACCCAAUGGGAGGAUGGUACAUUUUCAAUGAUUUUAGCAUUUCUCCUGUGCCGGUACAGGAAGCUGUAUGGUUUACACUCGACUGGAAAGUACCGUGCGUUCUGUUUUACACCAGCAGCGGUCUGGCCGAAGAACAGUGUCGCCAAGAAUUGGGUUUUAACAGCGAGCAGCUAACGCAGUACGUAAAUCCUUUCACGACUGAUCUGUAUGAAGAGGAAACUACGGAUGAUGGUAGUGGACUAGCGCCGGAAGAUGGUGCUACCGAUACGAUGGGUAAAGAUGAAGGGGAUGACAAACACCCGGAUAGGGACACGGAAUCCGCCAUUCUGUUUAAAUCGCUAGGGCGCAAUGAAUGUUUCCAGGCCGGCGAUCUGGUCGCAAUGGAUGCGGAAUUCGUAACACUCAACCCGGAGGAGAGCGAAAUCCGAUCCGAUGGGAAAAUGUCUACCGUGAAACCGAGCCACAUGAGCGUUGCGAGAAUAACGUGCAUUCGGGGUCAGGGCGAUUACGAAGGUGUACCUUUUAUGGACGAUUACAUCUCGACGCAGGAACAGGUCGUGGACUAUCUGACAAAGUUUUCCGGCAUCAAGCCAGGCGAUUUAGAUGCCAACUUUAGCAACAAACGGUUAACCACGUUGAAGAAUUCGUACCAAAAGCUGCGCUUUCUCGUGGACAGUGGUGUAAAGUUUGUCGGGCACGGUUUACGGAAUGACUUUCGCGUUAUCAACAUCAUCGUGCCGCCGGCACAGGUCGUUGAUACGGUGCAUCUGUUCCAUCUGCCUCAUCAUCGUAUGGUAUCGUUGCGCUUUCUGGCCUGGCAGUUUCUCGGCAUUAAGAUACAGUCGGAAACGCACGAUUCCAUCGAAGACGCGCGGACAGCGCUACACCUGUACAAACACUAUCUGCGGCUGUUGGAAAAGGAUGAAUUUACGCACGCCCUUUCGACGCUGUACGAAACAGGCAAGAAACUGCAGUGGAAGGUGCCUGACUAA
Molecule: messenger RNA, 3984 nt
Organism: Anopheles marshallii
Lineage: Eukaryota; Metazoa; Arthropoda; Insecta; Diptera; Culicidae
Gene: PAN2
Product: PAN2-PAN3 deadenylation complex catalytic subunit PAN2
Exons: 5
Coding region: 1-3984 (1327 amino acids)
Biological process (GO): mRNA processing; nuclear-transcribed mRNA poly(A) tail shortening
Cellular component (GO): P-body; PAN complex
Molecular function (GO): nucleic acid binding; protein binding; poly(A)-specific ribonuclease activity
Source: RefSeq, a predicted model, not a curated record